UCCUCUUUGUGGGCAGUUGCUGUAAUGCUUGGACGAAGUACAGCAUUAGUUGCACGACGGGUAGCUUCUCUGUUGUCUUUGAAGCAGUGUGUGUGCACGCUAUGUCGUCAACUUCCAAGGGCUUCUGCAAACAGGCUGACGGCAGAGCCUACAUCAAGUGUGUUUUAUGAACAAAAAAGAUGUUCUCAGAUUGAAGUCUUUGGUCCCCUCGAUCCUCCGAAACAACUGACUUUCAAACAGGUGGAAGAUCGCGUCCUUAAGGCAAUUCGGGCUUGGGAUCGCUGGCCACAGGACAAAAAUGACGUGCUAAACUUAGAUGCGAACUUUGUGAAUGAUUUAGGGUUGGAUUCACUAGAUCAUGUUGAAGUUAUUAUGGCGCUCGAAGACGAAUUUGGCUUCGAAAUUCCAGACAUCGACGCUGAGAAAAUGAAAACACCACGAGAUAUAUUCAAAUAUAUUUGUGAACGCGAAGACGUUUUUGAAUGA
Molecule: messenger RNA, 486 nt
Organism: Enterobius vermicularis (human pinworm)
Lineage: Eukaryota; Metazoa; Nematoda; Chromadorea; Rhabditida; Oxyuridae
Source: the annotation of a GenBank genome assembly